Molecule: messenger RNA, 3230 nt
Organism: Labrus bergylta (ballan wrasse)
Lineage: Eukaryota; Metazoa; Chordata; Actinopteri; Labriformes; Labridae
Source: RefSeq, a predicted model, not a curated record
AUGUGUUUCUCCUGUGUGUGUGUGUGUGUGCAGUGGACUCCUGAAGGUCGGCGUCUGGUCACCGGGGCCUCCAGUGGAGAGUUCACUCUGUGGAACGGCCUCACCUUUAACUUUGAGACCAUCCUUCAGGCCCACGACAGUCCGGUUCGGGCCAUGACCUGGUCUCACAACGACAUGUGGAUGCUGACGGCGGACCACGGCGGCUACGUGAAGUACUGCAAGUCCAACAUGAACAACGUCAAGAUGUUCCAGGCUCACAAGGAGGCCAUUAGAGAAGCCAGUUUCUCACCCACUGAUAAUAAGUUUGCGACGUGCUCAGACGAUGGGACGGUCCGGAUCUGGGACUUCAUGCGCUGUCACGAGGAGAGGAUCCUCCGAGGUCACGGUGCAGAUGUGAAGUGUGUCGACUGGCACCCCACUAAAGGUCUGGUGGUCUCGGGCAGCAAAGACAGCCAGCAGCCAAUCAAAUUCUGGGACCCGAAGACGGGACAGAGUCUGGCCACACUCCACGCCCACAAGAACACAGUGAUGGAGGUGAAGUGGAACCUGAACGGUAAUUGGCUGCUGACGGCGUCACGUGACCAUUUGUGUAAACUGUUUGACAUCAGAAACCUGAAGGAGGAGCUGCAGGUGUUCAGAGGACACAAGAAGGAGGCGACAGCGGUGGCCUGGCAUCCCGUCCAUGAGGGUCUGUUUGCCAGCGGCGGCUCGGACGGCUCCCUGCUCUUCUGGCACACGGGGGUGGAGAAGGAGGUGGGCGGGAUGGAGAUGGCUCACGAGGGGAUGAUCUGGAGUCUGGCCUGGCAUCCGCUCGGUCACAUCCUGUGCUCAGGCUCCAACGACCACACCAGUAAGUUCUGGACGAGGAACCGGCCGGGCGAUAAGAUGAGAGACCGAUAUAACCUGAACCUGCUGCCCGGCAUGUCAGAGGACGGCAUGGAGUACGAUGACAUGGACCUGAACAGCGUGGCCUCCAUCCCCGGUAUGGGGAUCCCCGAGCAGCUGAAGGCAGCCAUGGAGCAGGAGCAGAGCAGUAAGGAGGUGGCUCCUGAGGUGGAGAUGUCGAUCCCGGGUCUGGACUGGGGCAUGGACGAGGUCAUGGGGAAAGACACUAAGAAGGUCCCUCAGAAGAAAGUACCGUACGCCAAACCUAUCCCGGCACAGUUCCAACAGGCCUGGGCAGAUAAUAAAGUACCCAUGAUGCCCCCUGGUGGAGACCCCAAAGAGCGGAAGGUGGAGCAGAAAACAGACUCGAAGAAGAAGAGUCAGGCGGAGCUGGAGCAGGAGAUGGCUGCGCUGCAGUACACCAACCCCAUGCUGCUGGAGCAGAUGAAGAUGGACCGGAUGAACACUGACGGGAACAUGGGCCCCCCACAGGGACAAGGCCCCAUGCCCCCUUUCCCCGGCCCAGGAGGUCCUGGGGGCCCGAUGCCUCCUGGCCAGCAGGGCUUUCCUCCCAACAUGCCUCCUCAGCAGAUGCCCAACAACAUGGGGCCCCCCAUGGGCCCCGGAGGUAUGCAGCCUCCUUUCAUGCCCCCUGGACAGAUGGGGCCUCCAUCUGGACCCCAGCCUCACCAAGGGCCCCCUCAGGGCAUGAUGGGGCCACCAGACAUGCAAGGACCCCAAGGUAUGCAGAGACAUCCAGGCACUCCCAGAAACAUGGGUCCCCAAGGGCCUCAUGGAAUGGGACCCAGAGGGAUGCAGGGGCCUCCCAGUGGAAUGAUGGGGCCCCCGCCUCGGGGAAUGGGUCCAAGGGACCCUCAGGGACCUCCACCUCAGGGAGGCAUGAUGGGCCCACAGGGGAACAUGAUGGGCCCUCAGGGUCCCAUGCAGGGUGGGAUGAUGGGGCCUCCACCCAGGACACAUGGCAACAACUAUGGGAUGGGCAACAUGCAGGGGCCCCCUGGAGGGAUGCACGGGCCCACAGGGAACAUGCAGGGGCCCCCGGCUAACAUGCAAGGACCCCAGGCAAACAUGCAAGGACCCCAUGGAAACAUGCAAGGACCCCAUGGAAACAUGCAGGGGCCUCCAGGAAACAUGCAGGGGCCCCCGUAUAUGCAGCACCAGGGUCAGAACUCGGGGCCUAUGAUGCACGGGAUGGCUCAGCCGGGGGCCAACAACAAAGGAGACCCUCGAGGGCCGCCACCAAACCAUCACAUGGGACCUCCUGACCGGCAGGGUCCUGGAGGUCCUGGAGGUCCUGACCAGGGCUCAGGACCAUACUGGGGGGAGAACCAGCAGGGUCGACGAGGACCACAGGAUGCCAGUCAGGACUUCCACAGCAGAGAGGAGGGCUGGAGACCUGGCUACCAGGGAGGGGGCCACAGGGGGGGCGGACACAGAGGAGGCGGGAACGGAGGGAACUGGGGCCCCGACGAGAGGUUCAGUGGGGGAGAGUUUAGAGGACGGAGAGACGACAGGUUCAGGGGAGGAGGACCCGGCCGGCCCGGGGGCCGAGGUUACACUGACGAGUACGGCGGCCAGGAGGAGGGCUACGACGCCCCCGAGGAGAUGGGUCGAGGCUGGGAGGGAGCAGGCAGAGGGAGACCCCCCCGAGGAGGAGGUCCACCCCGAGGAGGAGGUCAUGAUGGUUAUCGUGACACUCAGCAGAUGCACGACGGGUCGUCUCCGGUUGGCAGAGAGCGCUCGUCCUCCCUGCAGGGGAUGGACAUGGCGUCUCUGCCCCCCCGCAAGCGUCCGUGGCAGGACGGCCCGGGAACAGGAGACCCCCGAGAGUCCCCGGGGGCCGACGGAGGUCGCCCCCCUCAGGACGGAGGUUACGGUCCCCCUGGUCGAGGUGGACGAGGCGGAUGGGGACCUGGAGGACCUGGACCGGUCCUCAGAAGAGGAGGACCAGCACCCAGAGGACCACCGAGGGGGGGCGGUCGGGGACGAUAGUCCUGACGAAAAAUACUCCCAGGAUCCUCUUCUUCUCCGGCUGUCUCAUCUCCGCUGGUCCCGAGAACAAGUCCAGGUCCAGUUGUGACUCACUGAGACCUUUGCUGCUGUGACGGACGCUGGCUCCUGAUUGGUCCACGCUGCCUUUGCAGUGUGAGGAUCACCUGAGCCGACAGGUGGAGGAGGCUCAGACUGAUUUUAGUGUAAAAUAUUGUAGAGACUGUCGGCUGUCUUUGUUUCACAGUGAAAACGUCGUCGCUUUGUGUCUUUUUGUAAAACAUUUCUAUGUUUGGUGUUUUCACUGAGGUGGACAAUAAAGAUUCACACUUCAA